AUGGCGCGAACAAAAAGAAGCAGAAGACGACCAAGACAAGAGAAAAAAGAAAAGAAGGCUGAGGAAGUUUGGAAAUGGUGGGAGGAGGAAAAACAUCCGGAAUGUAUAAAAUGGCUCACACUAGAACACAAGGGGCCAUACUUCCCACCGGAGUAUGAACCUCUUCCUCAUGAUGUCAACUUUUACCACGACGGUGUAAAAAUAGAACUUUCACCCAAAAGUGAAGAGGUGGCCGGAUUUUACGCAAAGAUGUUGGACCAUGAAUACACGUCGAAGAAGAUUUUUAACGACAACUUCUUUCAAGAUUGGAGAAAAGAAAUGACGGAUGGAGAGCGAGGGACGAUUAAAGACCUCAUUAAAUGUAAUUUCAAAGAAUUUAAUGCUUAUUAUGUUCUGAAAAACGAAGCAAGGAAAAACAUGACUAAAGAGGAGAAACAAGUCAUCAAAGCAAAGAAGGAAGAAAUUUUACAGGAGUAUGGCUACUGCAUGAUGGAUAAUCAUCGAGAAAGAGUGGGGACUUUUAAGAUCGAACCUCCCGGGCUUUUCCGAGGAAGAGGCGAUCAUCCGAAGCAGGGGAAACUGAACAAAAGACUCCAGGCUAAAGAUUUCAUUAUUAAUAUUGGCAAGAUAGUGAUUUAG
Molecule: messenger RNA, 639 nt
Organism: Xenia sp. Carnegie-2017
Lineage: Eukaryota; Metazoa; Cnidaria; Anthozoa; Malacalcyonacea; Xeniidae
Product: DNA topoisomerase 1-like
Exons: 6
Coding region: 1-639 (212 amino acids)
Biological process (GO): chromosome segregation; DNA replication; DNA topological change
Cellular component (GO): chromosome; nucleolus
Molecular function (GO): DNA topoisomerase type I (single strand cut, ATP-independent) activity; DNA binding
Source: RefSeq, a predicted model, not a curated record